CUUCCAAUCACGCGAAUGUGUCGUCUUUUUAUUAAAAGAAAAACUUGCGUACAAUAGUGUGCCGCACUAAUUAUUAAUAAUUGCUUGGUAAUAUAAUUACGUUUAAAGUAAAUUAAAAUUAUUUAAAAAUGUGUUCAAUAAAUUUAGCGGUGUUUAUUUACAUGGCAUUGUUUACGUGUUAUGUCAUGGCAGAUUGCGGUCCACGGUUAAAAUAUGCAUGGGGAGAUGCCUUGGAAAGCUCGGAUUGUCCUGGUCCAGACGGCUCGCCGUAUCCUAGACAUCUUAUAAACCGAGCUAUCAAAUCUGGUCCCUGGAGUCAAUCGUCUCGGCAGGGCAGAGCCGCGCGGACACUGGACCCAGCCAUCAUGAGACGAGCGCUCCUGGACGCUCAUAGCUCGUACUCUGAAGGCUCGACUAGCGCGCAGACUGCUAAUAAUAGAACCGGUCGAGCGGUUAAUUUACCAACGAUACCGUCGUCCGCACAAGCCGGUAACACCUGCGGCGGUGGCCGUCUCUGCAAGACCCGUUACAACACGACUGCUCCGAUGUACGGGGUGUCUUUGACUUCUGGCCAACCGGUCACCAUAGUUCAAAAGUUUCCGGAUCUGCUUCAGCAGGUCGUCUUUGAAGUAUGCGAAUCCAGCGAAUGUUCGGUAAUACGAGGCACGUGCACGCAGACGUACGUCCCCUAUUUGUUUCUGGUCCUUCCCCUGGGGCCGGUGACCUUCACGGGACAAGACUACGUUCUGGUCGAGUCCGGAUGCGUUUGUCGACCCAAUCCAAUGCCAUAGACGCCUCCGUCAAAACACUUCGACUUACAAUUCGAAGGCUCAAGAGGGUAGUUUAAAAUAACACGCGAAUCGCUCAAAACAUUUUUUUUUAUGAAUUAGUUAAUACUCAUUUCGAAUUAUUGGAAUUAGAAAAAUGUGGACUGUUUGAAUUGCAAGGGCCACUUAUAUGUUCCUUACCAUAUUACUACUCAUGGCACUGUGGUGAAAGCUGUCUGUAUGGCAGAAAAACUAUCUCUUAAUAUAUAUUCAUUGAAAUACAUAAAUCAAUCGAAAAACGGUAGGCAGUGGCUUGGCUGUGCCCCUGGCAUUGCUGACGUCCAUGAGCGACGGUAACCACUCACCAUCAGGUGGGCCGUAUGCUCGUCUGCCUACACGGCAAUAAAAAAAAAACUUACAAAUUACGAACAAAAAGACUUCGGUUCGGCUUAGUUAUCACAGAAACUUAUUCUCAUCACAGAGUUCAUGAUGCAAAUCACAAAUACUAGAAUAGAAAUUCCGGUUGUGUUAUUAUCAGG
This is a messenger RNA of Bombyx mandarina (wild silkworm), 1306 nucleotides long. RefSeq lists its product as uncharacterized. NCBI's taxonomy places the organism in Eukaryota, Metazoa, Arthropoda, Insecta, Lepidoptera, Bombycidae. The record is from RefSeq and is a predicted model, not a curated record.